Diospyros lotus (date-plum) is the source of this 2320-nucleotide messenger RNA. RefSeq names its product probable receptor-like protein kinase At5g18500. The record is from RefSeq and is a predicted model, not a curated record. The coding region runs from base 538 to 2073 and encodes 511 amino acids. Gene Ontology annotation, molecular function: protein kinase activity; ATP binding. The transcript is spliced from 9 exons. Lineage: Eukaryota; Viridiplantae; Streptophyta; Magnoliopsida; Ericales; Ebenaceae. Gene Ontology annotation, biological process: protein phosphorylation.
GCUGAACAGUUACCAGAACGAAAAAGCGGCUCUCCGCCGCCGUCACCGCUGGCAGCGGUUGGGGGAAUUUUGAUGACGAUUCAAUUGAAGGCUCCAACUACCGUCACAGUUCGCAACUGUUUAGGUUUUGCCGAAACUCAUCACUUGUCCUCUGACGUUUGACCGACAAAAUUAAUCGCCUUUUUUACAGUUAAAUAAUGGAGCCACGCAAGUGAGUCACAGACGAGACAAGGGGAACCCUAAUAAAGAAAGAAAGCCAAGAGCGAGUUUCUGAUAAUCCGUCGUCUUCGAAAGAAACCCAACCGCUGCAUCAACGCUGGUUCUUGUUUUCGGGCUACGGUUUUUGGGUUAGUCGCAUUUGCCCCUGCGGAGAAGGCUUAGAGGGGAAAUUUGAUUGAAAUUGCUGUUUGACUGCUUCCUCAAUGCAUAUAGAAGCAGUGAUGAUGGGUUUAUUGAGAUCUAAUUGAUCCUGAAGGUUGGUUGUUCUUCUCAUCUGCUGUCAGAGAGUGGUAUCUUGACCUCCUCGACCUGCAAAAAAUGGGCGCUGAACUGAAAGCAGAAUUAUCCAAAAAAACUGUAAUUUUUGAUCUCAAAGUCUGGGAAUUGAUUGGGAUCAUUGUUAGUUUAUUUAUUGUAGUUAUCCUCUUUGCAUUAGCCUUUUAUCUCACAUUACGGAAGAAAUCAAGGAAAGCUAGAGAUACGAUUCCCUUUAGCCAAAUUCCGCCUGUUUCCAAGGAAAUUAAAGAAGUACGGGUGGAUCAGGUGUAUAAUAAUGAACUGGUUGCACGUGACGGUAUUCUACUCACUGUUCACGAUAAAUCCAGUGAUAAAGAAUUGGAUAAGGUUAUGGUUCAUCUGGGUAUGGGGAAGUUGAAGAAUGGGGAUAAGAGUAGUCAGUCUGGUUCAUUUCAUCGCUUGGACAAAGAUGCUGGAGGGUCUCAAUCAGGAGAAGAGGGGAGCUCUGGCAACUUUGGUGUGCAUAAAGCUUCUUCUUCACAUCCUAUAACUGCACCUUCUCCCUUAACUGGCCUGCCUGAAUUCUCUCAGUUGGGUUGGGGGCACUGGUUUACACUGAGGGAUCUUGAACUUGCAACAAACCGAUUUUCAAAGGAGAAUAUUCUUGGUGAGGGUGGAUAUGGAGUUGUUUAUCGGGGUCGUUUGGUAAAUGGGACACCAGUGGCUGUCAAAAAGCUUCUGAACAAUCUAGGCCAGGCUGAGAAGGAAUUCAGCGUGGAAGUUGAAGCUAUUGGACACGUGCGUCACAAGAAUUUGGUUCGCCUUUUAGGCUACUGCGUUGAGGGAACCCAUAGGUUGUUAGUUUAUGAAUAUGUCAAUAAUGGUAAUUUGGAACAGUGGCUUCAUGGAGCCAUGCGCCACUAUGGACAUCUUACUUGGGAGGCUAGGAUGAAGGUUCUCCUUGGCACUGCUAAAGCUCUUGCCUACUUGCAUGAAGCAAUUGAGCCAAAAGUGGUGCAUAGAGACAUUAAGUCAAGCAAUAUACUGAUUGAUGAUGACUUCAAUGCUAAGGUUUCUGAUUUUGGCUUGGCUAAGCUACUUGGUGCAGGAAAAAGCCACAUCACAACUAGAGUAAUGGGAACCUUUGGAUACGUUGCCCCAGAAUAUGCAAAUUCUGGACUUUUGAAUGAAAAGAGUGAUGUUUAUAGCUUUGGGGUUUUACUUUUGGAAGCAAUUACAGGACGGGAUCCAGUGGAUUAUGGUCGACCUGCCGAUGAGAUAAAUCUGGUUGAUUGGUUGAAGAUGAUGGUUGCAAGCAGGCGCUCAGAGGAGGUGGUGGAUCCAAACAUUGACACCAGGCCAUCAACAAGAGCCCUUAAACGAGCCCUUCUGACAUCAUUGAGAUGUAUAGACCCAGAUUCCAGCAAGAGACCCAAAAUGAGCCAAGUUGUUCGUAUGCUCGAAUCAGAAGAAUAUCCCAUACCAAGAGAGGACCGGAGGCACCGGAGAACUCAAGCAGGUAGCAUGGAGAUUGAAUUCCAGAGGGAGAACUCUGACACUGACAAGAGCGACAACCCGGAUCCGAGGUCGGAGAGCAGAAGAAAGCCUAGAACAUAGUCUCCCCUCCUUUCAGCAGAUCUGGGAAUCAUAAAAGCGUACUGGAAACGCAAAUUCUUACCAUUUUAUGAAGCUUCUGAUUGUGAAUGCUUUGAGGGGAGAGCAAAGCAGGGGGGCUUCAAUUUGUUUGGUGGGGGGGGGGGGGGGGGGAGAUUCGUUGUUCAUUUUUCAUUUGAAUAGAUGCAAAGAUGAUUGCUCUUUGUGUACCCACGAGGUGUGAAAAUGGCCAAGUUGUUUAAGACUAAUU